This is a messenger RNA of Diatraea saccharalis (sugarcane borer), 1659 nucleotides long. NCBI's taxonomy places the organism in Eukaryota, Metazoa, Arthropoda, Insecta, Lepidoptera, Crambidae. The record is from the annotation of a GenBank genome assembly.
AUGAGAUUCCUGAUGAUGACCUGGUUUCCAGAGGAGGUCCAAUCGUCCCAGGCAGAUGCGUCCGAUGAGAUGGUAGCCAACCUGCUGCGAUGGAUACAGGGAUUAUACCAACAAAGGAAUAGGAAAGCUCGCCAGUACUUUGGAGGUAAACCGGAAAAACCAAGACCGUUCGAGCCUGCUACAUAUUUGCCACCAACGGGAUAUCCUCCAGCUGGGACAAGACCUUCACCAUCGUACAGUGAUGGUCUCGGUCCCUCACCAACCAUCCCGUCCUAUCAACCAUCGUCUACUCCGAACCAGCCUUAUUUGCCAUCCAGUAUCCAACCUCAACAGCCAUCAUACCAACCAAGCCAGCCACCGUACUCGCCAAGCAAGCCUUCUUAUCAACCAAGUCAGCCUACGCAACCAACAUAUGUAUCGAGUCAACCAUCACAGCCAAGCCAACCAGAUUACCAACCCAGUCAACCAAGUCAACCAGCAUACCAACCGAGUCAACCAACACUACCACCCUAUAAGCCUAGUCAGCCAUCUCUGCCCUCUAUUACACCGUCUUACCAACCACAGCCCGAAGUAACUAAAGUACCCACUGCUCCUGCCAUUACUCCAUCAGUGCCAGAAGAUGAUGAUGAUCGACAUCCUCCUCAUAUACAUGCUAUAACCGUAGAUUGUGGCAAAGAAAUGAUGACAAUUAAUAUAGAAUUUAACAAACCUUACAACGGCCUCAUCUACUCUCAAGAUCACUUCAGUGAUUCUGAAUGUGUUUAUGUUCGUGAGAACUCCAACCAAAUCAAAUUCUCUUUCACUGUAAAUCUGAAUAAAUGUGGUACAAGGUUCUUCAGCGAUUUCGAAAACGAGGGACAAGCUUACUUAGAAAAUGUUCUUGUGUUGCAAAACGAACCUGGCAUUCAAGAAGUUUGGGACCAUAUUCGUAGAGUCAGAUGUUUGUGGGAAGGAAAUCUAACAAGGCAAUUGGUUUCAUCUCUCAGUGUCGGAAUGUUAAAUCAAAUCACUAGUAACUUCAGCGGAGACACCGCAAUGGCCCGAUUAGAUAUUCAAAUAGGACGUGGACCUUUCGCACAAGAAGCAAAUGGCUUAGUUAAGAUUGGAGAAACUAUGACUUUAGUUGUAUCUGUAACAGGCGAUGCUGGCUUCGACAUAUUCGUCAGAGAAUGCGUAGCUCGUGACUCUGAGAGCAAACACGUUGUUCCACUGACUGAUAAUAACGGUUGCGUAUUGAAGCCUAAACUAUUUGGAGCUUUCCAGAAAACGAGAGAGACAGGAAAUACUGGAGCUUCAAUCAUCGCUUAUGCGUACUUUAAUGCCUUCAAGUUCCCUGACGAAAUGGACUUGAUUAUACAAUGCGAUGUCGAGUUAUGUAAGACUGAUUGCGAUGCUUGCCCGAACCCUGGAAGUUUGGAGCCAAGAAGACGGAGACGAGACAUCAUCCACGUAGGAAACAGAACAAUCGAGCCUUCUACUACUAUCAGUAAGGGUCUGAGGGUUGUUUUUGCCGAAGAUCUGCCUCAGGUUCCUGGUUUCUGUAUGUCUCCCUCUGCAGCAAUGUGGGGUAGUAUUUUAGUAUUCCUUGGAUCUUUGAUGAGUAGCUUAAUGGUUACCUUCUGUUGGAUGAGGUCUAGGGGUUCUGUUAAAUUUACAUAA